GCCGGCGCGGGAGGAGGCCAGCGCGGCUCGGGGCGCCGGGGACGCGGCCUUGGGGCGAUCCCACCCCGCCAGUCAGCAGAGACUUCCUGAGGAUGCUCAAGAAAUAAGGUGCCCGGGGCCACUCUGAGAGCUGUCCCUUCCUGCUCACGCAGGCAUCGUGUGCUGGGAGCUGAGCCGAGGCGGUGUGGACCUCAUCCCUCAUCCCUCGUCCUUGCAACAGCCCCUCAAGAUUGCUGUGUCCGUCACACCCACUUCACAGACACUGGGUCAAGGAGUCAGCAGAGAACACUGAACUAGAAGAACAAGCACAAAGUCGUCAUGGCUUCGAUGUCUACUCAUGGAAACCAAGAUAAAGGUCCCCAUUUUCCACCUCCAAGCAAGCAGAGCCUGCUGUUUUGUCCCAAAUCGAAACUGCACAUUCACAGGGAAGAGAUUGCAAAGAUUAUGCGAGAAUGUCAAGAAGAAAGUUUCUGGAAGAGAGCUCUGCCAUUUUCUCUUGUAAGCAUGCUCGUCACCCAGGGCCUAGUCUACCAAGGUUACUUAGCAGCUAAUCCUAGAUUUGGAUCAUUGCCUAAAGUCGCACUUGCUGGCCUCUUGGGAUUUGGCCUUGGGAAGGUGUCAUACGUAGGGGUGUGCCAGAGUAAAUUCCACCGCUUCGAAGAUCAGCUGCGGGGGGCUGGGUUCGGCCCGCACCAUAACAGGCACUGCCUGCUUACCUGUGAGGAAUGCAAGAUAAAGCGUGGAUUAAGUGAGAAUCCGGGUUCACAGCCGUCAGCUUCCUAAACUCUGUGCCUGUGGCUUUUGAAGUUUUUUAAACUUUUGAUUUGUACACAUUUAAAAUUUUAAGUGUACUUUAAAAUAAAAUCCUCCUAAUGGAACAAAA
This is a messenger RNA of Propithecus coquereli (Coquerel's sifaka), 883 nucleotides long. RefSeq names its product OCIA domain containing 2 (gene OCIAD2). The coding region runs from base 319 to 783 and encodes 154 amino acids. NCBI's taxonomy places the organism in Eukaryota, Metazoa, Chordata, Mammalia, Primates, Indriidae. The transcript is spliced from 8 exons. The record is from RefSeq and is a predicted model, not a curated record. Gene Ontology annotation, cellular component: mitochondrial inner membrane.